Messenger RNA from Carcharodon carcharias (great white shark), 3509 nucleotides. It is a transcript of the gene l3mbtl3, whose product is annotated as L3MBTL histone methyl-lysine binding protein 3. Bases 413 to 2869 code for a protein of 818 amino acids. The record is from RefSeq and is a predicted model, not a curated record. Gene Ontology annotation, biological process: regulation of DNA-templated transcription. Lineage: Eukaryota; Metazoa; Chordata; Chondrichthyes; Lamniformes; Lamnidae. The transcript is spliced from 23 exons. Gene Ontology annotation, cellular component: nucleus. Gene Ontology annotation, molecular function: protein binding; zinc ion binding.
CCAAGUCCCUUCAGCAAUUAGAAAUAAAUGAUUAAUAGCGGGGAGAAAAAUAGGACAGAGAAGGGGAAAAAACCCCAAUUUAAAUAGAGGAGGAAACAGAGUACUUGAACAUUGCUGAAUGAAGACUAAGUCCAACAGAUGCAGUAGUGAGAAGUGACUGAAGCAUUCUGGGAGAAGUCACCGCAGACACCGCGACUCAGAAGGGGAUCGAGCAGGACCCACUGUCAAAGAACGGAAUAGCCCCAAACAUUACAUUGCUGUAGUGUUUCCAUUCUUCCCCCCCUCCUCAAACCAAAAAAAGAGAGGCAAUACCUUCAGAAGAGCACCAGACCUGCAAGGGACACUCUCUUCUGAAAGUGGAUUUUAAAAAAAAAGCAGCUGAUUGAUUUCUUGCUGAACAGUAAAUUCUGCAAUGGAGAAAAGCAUUGUGAGUGACUGUGGCCCUGCUACUGAUAGCAAGGACUUUGAUGUUUUCAGUGCGAUGGACUGGAAGGAUGGAAUAGCAACACUUCCAGGGAGCAAUUUAAAGUUCAGAGUAAAUGAAUUUGAUGCUUUGGAGAUCAUCACAGAUGAAACAGAAGUAGAAAGGAUAAGGAAGGCGACUGCGACAACAACAUGGAGUGUGCCAACAGCACAAGAAGCUCUGUCUAGAAAUCCCAAUCCAUCAAACACAGAGGAGCCACCCAGUAUGGACGGUAUACUUUGCUGUGAAAAUUGCGGUCAUUAUGGGACGACCGAGGAGUUUAGUCAUGGAAGUAAAUUUUGCAGUGAAAGGUGUAUGCAGCAAGCAAAAGAAAAGAUAUCUAUUCUGAGAAAGGAACCAUCAACAUGCAACAAUGAAGAAGUUGUAAGAGGUAAUCGUAAAAAGAGACAAAAACCAGCUUCAACUACAAAAGGAGACAUUAAAGAAAAUGGAGAGAUGCUGAAGGACGAAGAGGAAGAUAUUGAAGAGAAACAAGGAGAGCUGAAGGUGCUGAAAGUAACUCAGAACAACCAUGUCCGAGCACGGAGAAAAAGAAAAGGUGACUCUGGAUUACUGAAGCAAACUUUAACUUUUGGUGGAAAGAGAAAAGCCUGGAGUUGGGCAUCUUAUUUGGAAGAAGAAAAAGCUGUUGUGGCACCUACUAAGCUUUUCAAAGAGUGCCAGUCGUUUCCACAGAGCAAAAAUGGAUUUAAAGUUGGAAUGAAACUUGAAGGGAUUGACCCUGAACACCCAUCUAUGUACUGCGUUCUUAGCGUGGCUGAGGUGUGUGGCUACAGAAUAAGGCUCCACUUUGACAAAUACUCUGAUUGCUAUGACUUCUGGGUAAACGCUGACUCGUCAGACAUUCAUCCUGUGGGAUGGUGUGAGAAAACUGGACAUAAGCUUAACCCUCCCAAAGGAUACAAAGAAGAUGAGUUUAACUGGCCAUCUUACCUGAAGAUGUGCAAGGCUCAAGCUGUGCCCAAAUCCCUGUUUGAAAACCAAAAUACGACAAUUACUCCACUAGGCUUCCGAGUGGGUAUGAAACUAGAAGCAAUUGAUAAAAAAAAUCCAGAAUUUAUUUGUGUGGCAACGGUGUCUGACAUGGUAGACAAUCGUUUCUUGGUGCAUUUUGACAACUGGGAUGAAAGCUAUGACUAUUGGUGUGAUGCCACUAGUCCUUACAUUCACCCUGUUGGAUGGUGCCUACAGCAUGGGAAAACCCUUACAACACCUCCAGAUUAUCAUGAUCCUAAACGGUUUUCAUGGGAGAAGUAUUUAGAAGAAACAAACUCUCUGCCUGCUCCUGCACGGGCUUUUAAAUCUCGGCCCACACACGGAUUUCUUCCAAACAUGAAAUUUGAGGCCGUUGACAAGCGGAAUCCAUUGCUAAUCAGAGUAGCGACAGUUAUAGACACAGAUGAUCACAUAGUAAAGAUACAUUUUGAUGGCUGGAACUAUGAUUAUGAUUACUGGAUUGAUGCUGACAGUCCUGAUAUCCAUCCUGCAGGCUGGUGUGCUAAAACUGGACACCCUCUUCAACCACCUAUCAGUCCAUUAGACCUGGUGGAAGCUUCUGAACAAGGAGGAUGUCCUACUCCGGGAUGUAAAGGGAUUGGGCACAUAAAAGGAGUGAAACAUUCAGGUCAUCAUAGUGCAUUAGGUUGUCCGUACUCUCAGAUCAACCUGAACAGAGAAAAUGUGCUGCAAGAUCGUGUGAGUGGAGAGGUACCAGCCUCUACUCCUGGUGUACUGAAGAGCAAGAGAGUGGAACUAGAUGGAGUAGAAAUAACCCCCAGUUUAUCGAACAUCACAUCUCAUGGGAAAUUCUCAAAAGACCAUUGGCCCUCAGAAGCUGCUGCCCAAGGAGAGAGGAAUGCUGAAGACUCUAUCUCUGAUGAUGAACCACCACGCAAGAAAUCUCUUGUGUGUGCCAGCAAAGGAAGGAAAUACCCCAGAGCUGGAAGGCCAAUAAAGCAUCCAAGAAUAAAGCAGGAAGCAGUUGUUACAAAUAAAGUUAACUGGCAAAAUGAAAACAAAGAAAAUGAUGAUUUCAACCUGCAGCAGGCAUUGCAUCAGUCUGUGUUUAUGUCUUCAGCAUCACCCAGUCUGCCUCUCUGCUGGGAACAGCACAGCAAGCUAUUACCUGGGGUUGCUGGAAUCACUGCCAGAAAGGUAGCAAAAUGGACUAUCGAAGAGGUAUCUGAAUUUAUACUAAGUUUACCAGGUUGUGAAGAACAAGCCAAAGCAUUUAGGCAUGAGCAAAUUGAUGGAGAAGCAUUUCUACUACUGACACAGACAGAUAUUGUGAAAAUAAUGAGCAUUAAACUAGGACCAGCUCUGAAAAUCUACAAUUCCAUCCUCAUGUUUAAAACUGCAGAAGAAAACGGACAGAAUGAGCUUUGAAAAGACUUAAAGUAAAGCAUUGCAGCUGUAGCCUGUUUCUUGAUUCAAACUCAUCUUUAAUUCAAAAGCACAAGAACUCUAUACUAAAUAUGGAAUUCUAAAAGAAUGCUACUGGAAUAUUUUCUGUUGACUUGGCAGACUCGUUUAGAGUGCAUUCACUUUCAGCAGUGCAGUACUAAACUAUGAGCUCAUCUCCCAUUCAUUUCCUCAGGGCUUAAUUAUGCAAAUAUCUGCCCAGUGAUAGCUGGUUACAGACUCUUUGUGAUUGACCCUUGAAAUGUAUAUGUACAUAUACUGAAGGGUUUCUUCCAAGAACUGGACACUUAAUCUAACAGACACUAAAAUGGUUUGUGUUUGUUGUUUUAUUCCUCCUUUUGUUUGCAGUGGUGUUGUUUGUGUAUAGAUUGUGUGACAGAUUACAAUAUCUGGUAAUGUAACAUUUCAUUUUCCCAAAUAAUGAAACGUACAUAAGGAUAUAUAUUUUCAGAAGUUAGCAUUGCUGGACUUAAAUUAACUGUUAGGUUGUAUACAUCUUAGAAAUGUAAUAUCCAAACUAUUCAGGCAGAUCUUAAAUAGUUAAUUAAGACAAACACAAUUACCCAUUCCCAGCUUUAAUUAAAAUGUUCUCUGGUUUAUUAAA